This is a messenger RNA of Hippopotamus amphibius kiboko, 4259 nucleotides long. RefSeq names its product LSM11, U7 small nuclear RNA associated (gene LSM11). Gene Ontology annotation, biological process: mRNA 3'-end processing by stem-loop binding and cleavage. Gene Ontology annotation, molecular function: U7 snRNA binding. The coding region runs from base 2 to 1084 and encodes 360 amino acids. NCBI's taxonomy places the organism in Eukaryota, Metazoa, Chordata, Mammalia, Artiodactyla, Hippopotamidae. The transcript has 4 exons. Gene Ontology annotation, cellular component: U7 snRNP. The record is from RefSeq and is a predicted model, not a curated record.
CAUGGAGGAGCGGGAGCGGGGGGCGAGGUCGGCUCGCGCCGGGAGCCCCGCGCGGCCGCCCAGCCCGCGGCUGGAUGUCAGCUCCGACAGCUUCGACCCGCUGCUGGCCCUAUACGCGCCCCGCCUGCCUCCCAUCCCCUACCCCAACGCUCCCUGCUUCAACAACCUGGCCGAGUACGAGAGCUUCCUCAGGACCGGGUGCCGGGGCGGCGGGCGCGGCCGGGCGCGGGGCGCGGCCGCGGGCUCGGGGGGCCCGGCCGCCGCUGCCGCCGGGCCCUCGGGCAGGACCCGCCGCCGCCCGGACGCCCCCGCCCCAGACCCCGAGCGCAUCCAGCGCCUCCGCCGCCUCAUGGUGGCCAAGGAGGAAGGGGACAAGGCCGCCGGGGCGAGGCGGCGGGGUCCGGGCCGGAGCAGGAAGGCGCCGCGCAACGUGCUCACGAGAAUGCCCUUGCAUGAAGGCAGCCCUCUGGGUGAACUCCAUCGUUGCAUCCGGGAGGGGGUGAAGGUGAAUGUUCACAUCCGCACUUUCAAGGGACUUCGGGGCGUCUGUACGGGCUUCCUCGUUGCAUUUGACAAGUUCUGGAAUAUGGCACUUACUGAUGUGGAUGAGACCUAUCGAAAACCUGUUCUAGGCAAAGCAUAUGAACGGGAUUCUUCAUUGACUCUCACUAGGCUCUUUGAUCGACUAAAACUGCAGGAUUCCUCCAAGAAGGAAACAGAUUCUAAGUCUGCAGUUGAAGACUCCACUCUGUCCAGAUACUCUCAGACAUCCACAUGGAAGGUGGCUUCAGUGUGGGGAAGAGGAGACACUGACCGGGGUUCACGCAAGCGUUCCCGCUCCGUCCCUUCUUCCCUGCAGGCAUCUGUAAGGGAAGAGUCCAGGUCAGAGCUGUCAGGGAGGACUACACGGACAGAUGGGUCGAGUGCGGGAGGUACCUUUUCCAGGGCUACCACCCUUUCCAGGGGCCAGCCCCGUAAGAAAAAGCGAAAGCCCAAAGUAGAUUACCAGCAGGUAUUCACUCGACACAUAAAUCAGAUUUUCAUUCGAGGCGAGAAUGUCCUGCUGGUUCAUCUUGCACAGUGACCAGCCCGGCCUCACUUGAGCUUUGGUUUUUAGAAAUAAAAUGCAUGAGUCGCUGCUAAGCUAUAUCCUAGUAUCCCAGUAAAACUCUGAGUUGGAAUGAUUCCCUCUGGUCCGGCAUGUGCAGAACAUAGAGCCAGGCCCGGGUCCUCUGGGAGAUGAGGUCCCUGAAGGGGAAACAGUCCUUAAGAGAGUGGGUGGGUGUUUGCAUUAAUAUCAAGGUAAAAGCUGUACAGAGGUACAUGAAUCUUAUUUGGUAUCAUGGUCUACUUCAGACACUUAAACCAAAUAUUAGAUCUUGUAUUAGGGAGCAUGGUAUAAAUUGAAUUUGCUCCACAGACACUAUGGCAUGGUGAAGGAAAAAACCACCUCAAAAAGAAUGAUCUCAUUUCUAAAAGCCAGUGCCCUGAGUAAUCAUAAACUUGUUUCUAAGAGUAGCUGUAUAAAUCACCCUGAGCCCUGUACCACAUCUUAUAACUGACCUUUGAAUUUUGCUCUACACCAUUCUCUCUUGAUCAAGAAAUGUAAUUUUUAAUAUCUAUAAUAAGGCUACCAGUUUAAGAGUGAAAUUUGUGUAGGUGGUAUGCUCAAAGCAUCUAGCAAUGAAUGCUGUGUUUCUAUCCCUCUCCACAUUAUGGUCUUCCUUUUGCCAGAGGUGGCUUCUGCAGGCCGUGUACCAGCUGGAACUAUAAGAUGCUCUUGUCCUUCUCCUUCACUUCUGUGGCAUGGUGCUAGUGCGUGUACCCUGUGUAUUGCCCCUCUGUAUAUAGUGUGAUCUGCCCUGUGAGUUUUAUGGCAGGAACUGUGACCUUCAUGUCUGGCUUCAAAGAGUUCUUCAUGAACUGAGUAAUACACACUCAUCAUGUGGCUGAGAGUACCCUUUCCAGGCAGGGCUGGCCCUGUCUAGAGUAUCUUUCAGGAUGGUUUCCAUGAAACAGUGGUGGAGUUUUAUUCCCUUGUGUCAGGCCAAAGAGGUUCUCACAGAAUACAACGGUGGUGUCUAUAAGGGACACUUUACUCAGCCCAGCUUGAGUAAUAGGGACACCAGACCUCCUGCUACUACUUCUACUUGAAUCAUAUGUUUUUCCAAUCACCAGUGCAAAAUAGGCUACAUCUUGACACAGACUGUUAGGCAAUAUUGACCUUUCGUUUUGUUAGUUUAUGCAUUAUUUGUUUUUCUUUUAGAUAACUUAUGUUCAGAGUGAGAAUGAGAAAUAGCUAACUAGUUAAAACAUUUGAAAAGAAAAACUUCCUCUGCUGUAUUUGUUGUAUAACUUAAGCCUUCUGAGAAGCAGGUGAAUCAAGUUCAGGGAGCUGGGACUCCUGGUCCAUUAGCGAGCUGGGCCUCUGACUCAUCAUGUAGGGAGAAGAGAGCAGACUAACCCCUCUGUGCCUCAGUUUUUCCCCACCAGACACCUACCUCACAGGGGCACUGAGCAAAAGAAUUUGGGGAAGGCAUUUUAAAGUCUUUUAACGUGUGUAAGUGCCACGAGUAGUUUUUACUCACUCUGUUUCACAGCUUGGUAAAAGUUCAAUGUCUCAUGAGCAAGGUAGGUGCUAUGUAAUAUAAGAAAGUAAUCUCCGUAGGUGUCACAGUUAUGAUCUUGUCAUCACAAGGCAGGGAUAUCUUCAGGAACUAUUUUCCAUGUUCCAUUCCUUUCUCCUAAGGGACAAUGGAAGUUCUCAGAAGAGUAUCUUCAAUAAAAGAAGAGUAACAUUUCUUUGCUGGUUCCUCACAUCCCAGCCGCCACCCUUUUCUGGGCACGAUGAGAGGGAAUUCCCCUGUACUUUUUGAGGCGUUUAUAUGACAGCACCAAAGGAAGGAUGCACAUCUAAAAAUGACACAUCCCCAAAAGGGAAUCUGUGGAAGUUGUUUUGUUUUGUUUAUUUGAUUUUGUUUCAAAAUGCAUUUUAAAUAUACUCUUUAGAGCCAGAUUAGGUGCACUGAACAUUUAGAGAGGUUCUAGGUUACAAAUGCUAGUGAACAAUUAUCUUUGGAAUCUGCCAGUCUAAAUCUCUUCUAACCAGUAUGUCUAAAAUCUCAGUUCCCCAAAUUAAUAGUUGUCUUGUUUAAUGAUCAGGCACCCCUGCCUCUACCUCUUUACCAUUCUUCCCUGUUUGGCUGUCCCCAUCUCUCUGUUCUCUUGUCCCUCAACUAGAAGCUGUAAUGGUUACUAGAUUUUCCCAAUAAAGUAGAAAUUUGGAAUCAAAAGGAAUAUAAUCAGUUUCCAUUCAUUGUAGUGUCUGAUUAAAUCUAACCUGAUUUACUUUAAACACAUGUUCAUUUUCUUAUUUGCAUAUAAUUUUCAUAUAUCCAUAUAAGGGUUGAUUUACCGCUUUUUACACAACUUAACAAUUCUGGCUCUGAAAAUUAUUUUAAAACUGUUUGUGAUCUGUCUUAUGUGCCCAUAUGCCCCUAUUUAUUUCUUUGGUUUGGACAGUGAUUCUGUAAUGAUUACUAUCUAGUAAAUGUGCUGUUUUGUACAAAGCAUGAUAGACAUUUUUUAGACGAGUAAAUUUUUAAAAAUUAUUGCCUUUUCUUUAUUAUUGGAGAAAUUUUUCAAAAGGAAGGAAAAAUAUGUCCUAAAAAUGUAUAUGCUGCUCAAAAAUGUGAUCAUCUAAGACAUUUUAAUAAGUUGCUGUGGAAAGAGCUAAGUCUUGCUCAGGAGAAGGCAAGAAAAGAAAAGGGGAAAGUAACAGCCAAAUGGUAGAUUUCUGGAGGCCCCCCACCAACUCACUGAGGGGACCCUAAGCAGCCGAAAUACAGCAAAAAUUGGCUUCUCGUAUGCUCCAGGGAUUUGAGCUUGAGACACUAGUAUUUCUUUUUGAACAUUCAACUUUGGUUCUUCAAAGUAAUCUCUAGACAUGGGAGCAUGUUUUCGGGGCAGUUCACAGGGCAGACCUGUGUACUUGUUGAGGUCUUCUCAGGAGUAUCCAGCUAUGUUAGGAAGUAACAAUGGAUCAAGAAAUGGAAGGUGUGACUCAGUGACAAGAACAAGGACACAGAUGCAGAGAAUGGACUGGAGAACUUGAGGUUUGGGGGGGCGGGGGGUGAAGGGGAAGCUGAGACGAAGCAAGAGAGUAGCACAGACAUAUAUAUAGUACCAACUGUUAAAUAGAUAGCCAGUGGGAAGUUGUUGUAUAACAAAGGGAGUCCAACUCAAGGAUGGAGGAUGCC